UCCUAAAUUGUUGGUCAACUUUCUGGUGAAGAAUAAGAACAUCUCCUUACAGGAUGUAUGGCCCAACUCUACUUUUUCAUUGCCCUGGUCUGUACUGAAUGUGUCCUUCUGGCUCUCAUAGCCUAUGACCGCUGUGUGGCCAUCUGCAAACCGCUGCACUACACAGUCAUCGUGAACCACAGAGUCUGUGUGCACCUGGCCGUGGGCUCUUGGCUGGUUGGCUUUCUGAUGUCUCUGCUAAAGGUCUUCUUCAUUUCCCAGCUCUCCUUCUGCAGCCCUGGUGUCAUCAACCACUUCUACUGUGACAUCAGCCCUUUGCUCAACCUUUCUUGCACUAAGCGGUUAGUUGCAGAGAUGGUGGACUUUGUCUUGGCCUUGCUUAUUUUGUUGAUUCCCCUCUCUGUCAUUGUAAUUUCUUACAUGUGCAUAAUCAGCACCAUUUUGUUCAUUCCCAAGGCCCAGAACAGGAAGAAAGCCUUCUCCACCUGUGUUUCUCACCUGCCUGUCGUUAUCAUCUUCUUCUCAGCCACCCUCUUCAUGUAUGCCCGACCCAGGAGUAUACACUCCUUGGAUCUCAACAAGCUGGUUUCUAUAAUUUAUACUAUAGUCACUCCAGUGCUAAAUCCAUUCAUUUACUGUCUGAGGAACCAGGAAGUAAAAGAUAUUUUGUGGAAAGUCAUGGCUGCUCUCUCCAGAGUUUCAGCAUCUGAUCACUAA
This is a messenger RNA of Neopelma chrysocephalum (saffron-crested tyrant-manakin), 717 nucleotides long. RefSeq names its product olfactory receptor 6B1-like. Gene Ontology annotation, molecular function: G protein-coupled receptor activity; olfactory receptor activity. Gene Ontology annotation, cellular component: membrane. Gene Ontology annotation, biological process: G protein-coupled receptor signaling pathway. Lineage: Eukaryota; Metazoa; Chordata; Aves; Passeriformes; Pipridae. The transcript has a single exon. The coding region runs from base 58 to 717 and encodes 219 amino acids. The record is from RefSeq and is a predicted model, not a curated record.